ACUUUAAAAAAGAAACUAUUUUCCACCCUUUUGCAGCACAAAAGUGAUUUAAUAGUUCUCUCGUUGUAGGUGAAAACAAGGUGCUUAAAGUUAUUUAAAUUUAGUUUCCUCUUCCAGAAAAAUAUUAUUGACCUUUUAUCCUAGUUGUAUGUACUACAAGGACAAAUUACUUGCACUAUGGUUUAGUGGAAAAAGUGAUAUAUAGUUUUUUUUUAUACACAUACAUAAUUUAAUAAACACAGAAGCAAAAGCUUGUGCUGUGAUAUAAAAGCUAAAAAAAAAUGUUUUGUGUUGUUGAGGAAAGCUCCUCCUUGAGAAUUGGCUCCACAUUGUGUAGUUUAUUCAAAUAAUAUUAUAUAGGGGUAGUGUUAAAGCUCCUCUCUCACAAAAGGGUAGUUUUAUGGCAGUACCACCACGAAAAAAAAAGAGGUGCUCCUAAAAUCGAUAUAAAUGUGUUCCCCCAAAUGCUUCGCGUGAAGUGUGUUAAAUUAAGAAGUGAACCAAUUGCAAUUUGAGAAAAUCAACCCCUUUUAUUCCUCUACGUAAAUAAUUCUGCUUUUCUGCGACAAUUUGUGCGAAAUGGUUGAUUUUCCAUCAACGUCCCAGAAAACGAAUGGCGAUGUGCAGAAAAUGAGGCAACUCAUGGGUCGUACACCUGGAAUAAUUAAAUCAAAAUUUUUAUCAGUAAUUGGCAGUAGCAAUGAAAUUUUUAAUGGUAUUUCCAGUAAGCUUGAAGCAUUGAGUUUGAGUUCAUCCACGGAGACUUCUCGGGAGACAGAAGACGAGUACGAUAUCUUCAAACCACAGCCAAUUCCAAAGAAGACCAAAGCAAGUCCACCUGAUUCAACGGGAUUAAAGGAAGACGAGGAAGAUGAUUAUGAUGACUACAUGAUUGAUUUUGAAGCAAGACGUGUCAAGGAGAGACGUGCCCAUGAAGAAAUCCUCUCUGGACGAUACAGACAUCCUAAUAUUAUUCCAAGAAUUUCAGCUGAAAAUCACGAUAUGGCCGAUCUGAACCAUCAUGCAAUUUCAUCAUCAAUUUCCACGGAUAUGAGUAAUUGCUCUAUUGAUUCGAAAUCCCUUCAUGUCGACGAGGAGAAUGAUGAUGCAGCAAAUAAUGCAGAUGGUGGUCAGGUUUUGAAGUCAACUCAUGAACAAUUUCACCCUGCUAUUGAUAUCCAGGCACCCAGUGAACGUGUAACCCCAAUUGAGGAGGAGAGAUUCAAGCCAGAUGCGAGUAGUAUCUCAACAAGUGAGUACGAUUUAUGCCUCCCAAGUGGUGGUGGGAGUUGUGAGUCGUCGGAUUUGAAGGUGUGGAUGCGAUCGGAAUCCGUGAAUUCUGUCCCAUCGUGGGCAUCAUCAAUAAGUCUCGACAGUCAAUCAGAGGAGGUGGUCCUGGAAUUUAUGAGACGCUUCCUCACGGCGCUCUUUGACAAUUCCUGCGCAAUAAGUCUCGAAUUGAAGUCGGAGUUUGGACAAAUGGCCAGAACUGAGGCAGGACGUCUGUGGUUCUCUCGGCUUGUUAAUGCACAACGUGUAAAGUCGAAGAUGGUGGAUGAAACGACUUUCUACUCCUUGGUGCAGUACUUUGCGAUUGUCCUCUUUGAAUGCCAUGAAAGUGAGGAUUUUUCUCCGGCUAAAAGUCUCAUGAAUAUGUGCUUUACAUUCUACCACGACAUUACUGUACCAGGAAUAGAGCCCUAUAGAGAAUAUCUCUACAUCUACUUGAGGGAUCAACCAAUUUGGCAUUCCUUGCGCUUCUGGAAUGCCGCCUUUUUUGACGCCCUUCAGUGUGAACGAGCACAUCGUCCCGUGCCUCAGACAAAGAGAUCAUCAACAACGCAGAAGGAUUCAUCAAAUGGUACUACACGAAGGAAUACGGCAACACCCCAAAGAGAUCGAUCUCAAUCAAUUUCUUCCGCGACAAAUGAGGAGAUUGAUGAAGAAAUUAAGCUGGAUAUCAAAGAGGAUGUGCUUGAGGAGAAAAAUCAUCUCUUUGAAAUUACUGAAGAUGUUAAAUUUCAACAAAAUAUCACCUUUGGCCAAUUAGGAACAUUCACGUGCAAUAUGCACGCCUUUGGUUUGAGCAAACAGCUGUGCCUUGAAUUUCUACGGAAGCAAUGCACAAUUGCAAAUCUGAGCAAGGAGGAUGAGAAACUCCUCCGAGACAAUAUUAAUCGCAUGUAUAGAGAAACAGAACGUUGGAGCGAACAUUAGGAAAACACACUGCUAAAUAUUUUACACACAAAGAUCAAAGAUAAAACCUACUUUUUGAAAGAAGAAGACUAUUUUUGAGGCUCUCAACGAAUGUCCAGAUAAACCUAUCUUCAAAUAAUUGCUACAUUUCUUUAAAACUCUAAAAGUUGAAUGAAAAACACACAAUUACAUACAAUACUUACUCUGCAAUAUGAGACGUGGUGCAUUAUUUUAAUUAAUUAAAUUUCCUCUCAAAGUGUUGAGAUUGUUAAAUUACGAUUUUAAAUAAUAAUAAUCUACAAAAUGUCUAUAUUUAAACUAAAUGUGCAAGGAAUUAUUUAAAAAACUAAAUAAUUCCUUAAUUUUAACGACGAAUUCUAAUGCAGAUAAAGAGAAAGAACUUCCAUUUUUAUGGAGUAGCAUAGUGUAUGGAAUUAAUAAAUUAAUUUUUAUACAUCAUUAUGUGAAAUAAAUUAUGAAAUUUUCCCGA
This is a messenger RNA of Lutzomyia longipalpis, 2686 nucleotides long. RefSeq lists its product as uncharacterized. The record is from RefSeq and is a predicted model, not a curated record. NCBI's taxonomy places the organism in Eukaryota, Metazoa, Arthropoda, Insecta, Diptera, Psychodidae. The transcript has 6 exons. The coding region runs from base 580 to 2217 and encodes 545 amino acids.